Messenger RNA from Nerophis lumbriciformis (worm pipefish), 1632 nucleotides. The record is from RefSeq and is a predicted model, not a curated record. NCBI's taxonomy places the organism in Eukaryota, Metazoa, Chordata, Actinopteri, Syngnathiformes, Syngnathidae.
AUGUCUAGUUGGAGACUUAGAGGAAAUCCAAAAACACUCGGGGGUGUCAACGUGGUGACAGAAGAGCUAAGAAAUCUUUACUACAAACGACUGCUGCCGAUAGAGAAGUACUAUUCCUUCCAUCACUACCACUCUCCAAGCUACGAGGAUGCAGACUUCGACAACAAACCCAUGGUGCUGGUGAUGGGUCAGUACUCUACAGGGAAGACAACUUUUAUCAGAUAUCUUAUAGAACAAGACUUUCUGGGUAGCAGAGUGGGGCCAGAGCCAACCACUGAUUGCUUCACAGCCCUCAUGCAUGGAGAGGUGGAGGGAAUCAUACCAGGGAAUGCACUCACAAUGGAUCCCAAAAAGCCCUUUCGUAACCUGGACCCUUUUGGAAAUACAUUUUUAAACAGAUUUCAGUGUGUACAAAUGCCCAAUAAGGUUCUUGAGAGUAUUAGCAUCAUUGAUACACCGGGCAUCUUAACUGCAGCCAAGAAAAAACUAAGCAGAGGCUACGACCUACCAGCUGUGCUGCGCUGGUUUGCCGAGCGUGUGGAUCGGAUCAUCCUGCUGUUUGAUGCACACAAGCUUGAGUUCUCCGAUGAGCUCACUCGGGCCUUCGGGGCCCUAUUUGGCUACGAGGACAAGUUACGUGUGGUUCUAAACAAGGCAGACAGGGUGGACUCCCAGCAGCUCAUGAGAGUAUAUGGCGCCCUCAUGUGGUCACUAGGGAAAGUGUUUAAAACUCCUGAAAUUUUGCGAGUUUACAUUGGAUCCUUUUGGUCAGAGCCAAGGCAGAUGUGUGACCACUACCAGCUGAUAGACUUGGAGGAGGAGGAUCUGUUGGCCGAUAUAAGGAACCUCCCACACAACGCUGCUGUGAGGAAAUUGAAUGACUUGGUGAAGAGAGCCCGACUCGUCAGGGCUCAUGCACACAUCAUUAGCUAUCUGAAGCAGGAGAUGCCAACUAUUUUUUGCAAAGAGAGCAAGAAGCACAAUCUGAUCUACCAGCUUCCAGUCAUUUUCACAAAGAUCCAGCAGCAACACAGAGUUCCAGCAGGAGAUUUCCCCGAUUGCACCAAGAUGCAGGAGCAACUUCUGAGUCAGAAUUUCUCAAAGUUCAAGAAACUGAAACCAAGUAUGAUGGCGUCCCUAGACAAACUCUUAAACACUGACAUAGCUAAGCUUGUGCCGAUGCUUCAGCAACAAGAACUUGUAAAUGAAUCCCCGCCCGGGGUUUUGGAUGGUGAGUUCCUGGGAACUUUCAGGCGUGACUAUUACAAGAGACAUCCCUUUAAAGAAAUCAAAGAUGGCGACGAUAGCGAACAAGAUUCCAUCGAUUGGAUAGUUGAGAGACAUAAGCCAAAAUAUGAUGAGAUCUUCUAUAACCUCAGCCCAAAUGAGGGCAAACUUAGUGGAGCCAAGGUUAAAGAAUGGAUGACGACAACACUUCUGCCAAAUACAGUCCUCGCCCAUAUUUGGAGGCUGUCAGACAUUGAUGCCGAUGGUAUGCUGGACAAUGAGGAGUUUGCUUUGGCUGUCCAUCUUAUUGAAGGAAAACUGGAGGGUCAUUGGCUCCCGCGUGAGUUGCCCUCUCACCUGGUACCACCUUCAAAACGACUAAGUCUCACUGGUGAAGGGAUCUAA